CCAACACCUCUCUUCCGUCACACCUCCCCCUCUCCCUCUCUCCUUCUCUCUUUCUCCCAUUUGUCGUAAGACAGAUCUCGUGGUCCGAUGUGAAGUGGGAGAUGAAGAACGAGGAAGAGGAGCGAACGGUCCUCGGCAUGAAUCAGAAGCAGGAUCUCCCACUUCACGUGAAGAAACGAGGUUCGAAUGAAAGAUGUCUCGAGAGACGGUCUCUGAAGCAGCAGCACUGGUGAGCAAAGAAGUCCCCGGCCCUGUCUCCUACACGAUGGAGGGAGGAAGACUUUCCGCCAAGAAUGAAUCAGGCAUAGAGGAGGACGAGGAGGGAGUGGACGAAGUGGACUUCGUCGACACAGAAGUCUCCGUCCUCUCUCAUUUCCACGAAGAUGCCAUCUCACAAGCCGGCUUCGGUUGUUUCCAAUGGAUCCUCUUGCUGGUGGUGGGAUUGGGGCUGGCUGCAGACACGGUGGAAUUGUUCGUGGUCGCCUACGUCUUGCCCUCUGCCGAAGUCGAGCUCUGCUUGGAUGACUUCAAGAAGGGAUGGCUCGGUGCGUUCUCGUGCCGAUUCAUCGGGGGGAACGAUGCCAUCGUGGAAGCCCACACGUUUACCACCUAUAUAGAGAAAGAAAAAGGGAAAGGAGGAGAGGAAAGACUGGAGGAAGGGAAGAGAGGGGGGAAGAGCGCGCCAUUUUGCGUCGGCGCCAUCACGUUCUUCGGGAUGAUGAUCGGAGGCUUCGUCUGGGGAGGCCUGGCGGAUCGCCUCGGGAGACGAAGGACGCUCUUAUCGUCGCUGAGCGUGAAUGCCGCUUUCGGGGCCAUCGCAGCCUUCAUGCCCACCUACGGCACCUUCAUGACCUCUCGUCUCUGCAGUGGCAUCGGGAUCGGGGGAUCUCUGCCGAUCGUGUUUGCCUAUUUCUCGGAGUUCCUGACCCGGAAGGACAGAGGUCGACACAUGAGCUGGCUCCUCAUGGCAUGGGCCAUCGGUGGCGUGUUCGUGGCCCUCAUGGCUUGGGCCAUCAUCCCCAAAACCGGCGUCAUGGUGGUGGAGAACGAGAAGGAGCAUUUCAGCCGGUGGAGAGAGUUUCUUCUCGUCUGUUCCCUGCCUUCGUUCCUGGCGGUGAUCGGACUCAUCUUCAUGCCCGAAUCCCCUCGAUUCCUCCUCGAUACCGGACGAGACGUGGAAGCCAUGAUGGUCUACCAGAAAAUCUACAAGUCGAAUCACGCUGGGGAUCGGAAUGGACACUACUCGUUGAGUGAGCUGGAAUUGCCGGUGCCGAAGCCGCCUUCGAGGAAGAUCAUGCCUCCUCCUGCUCCUGGAAACAGCGCCCUUGCCGACUUCAUCUACAGCCUCGAAACUGUAACCCUUAUAUGA
This is a messenger RNA of Darwinula stevensoni, 1369 nucleotides long. The record is from the annotation of a GenBank genome assembly. NCBI's taxonomy places the organism in Eukaryota, Metazoa, Arthropoda, Ostracoda, Podocopida, Darwinulidae.